Messenger RNA from Cryptosporidium ubiquitum, 1407 nucleotides. RefSeq lists its product as uncharacterized. The transcript has a single exon. NCBI's taxonomy places the organism in Eukaryota, Apicomplexa, Conoidasida, Eucoccidiorida, Cryptosporidiidae. The coding region runs from base 1 to 1407 and encodes 468 amino acids. The record is from RefSeq and is a predicted model, not a curated record. Gene Ontology annotation, biological process: protein targeting to vacuole; vesicle-mediated transport.
AUGUGUGUGAAUAAUGGUAACAAAUUUCGUAAAUUAUUAAUUUUUACUUCUGCAGGAAAACCCAUAUAUUCCUAUGGAUUCAUUGAACAAGAUUUAUUUAGCCUUUUUUCAAGUACGUUGACAGCUGUGUUUAGCAAACUUUCAUUUGUAAUGUCAACAAAAAUUUACAGUGGUGAGGGCACUGAGCCUAUACAAAUAUUAGAUUAUCUUAAAUGGAUGAGUUCAAAAUCACACAAAAUUGUGGUAUUAGAGAGAAAAGGUAUUCUCUUAUGUUGCAUAUCACCAUUUUCAAACGAUACAAUCCGUUAUUUAAAAGGACUCUUAGAACAUGUUUAUUAUCAGAUUAUUAUGAUGCUUACUGGUUCAAUUCAUAAAACUCUUGACUCUAGACCAAAUUUUGAUAUACAGCAAAUGCUAAGUAAUAGUGAUAUUAAAAUUAUUAACCAAUGCGCAAAUUCAGCACAAACAAAUUUUGAUUCUGUAUAUUGCUUCUAUAAUUUCAAUAAAAAUUCAAAAGUUGUUAAAUUAAUUGGGCAUGUAAAAAAUAGUGACAAAAUUUCACCCAUAAUACCAAAAAUAUUAUAUAUAGAAUCUCAACCUUUAGAAUAUAGAUACAGAAAUGAAAUAAAUAAAAUUAUUGGCAGAAUAAAAAUUGAAGAGAUAUUGGGUGGAUUAUUGUUUGAGUCUAAAAAAUUAGUUGCUUGGUUUGGAUCAAAGUAUAUUAAAAAUCUACCAUCUACAGAUUUCUCUUUACUAAAAAAUAUUACAUCGAUAUUUCUAAACAAAAAAACUUCGAGUAAUGAAUUUUGGAUCCCUAUAUGCCUUCCAACUAUUAGUACAGUUUCAUAUGUAUAUUGUUACAUUCAAUAUUGGCCUUUUAUUAAUGAGUUCUCUAACACUGUUUCAGAUACUUGCUUUAUUUUGUUAUCAUCAAGCGGGGACACUAAAGUUUUUGAAAAAUGUUCUUUACACUCGAAGAAUUGUCACAAAAUACUUGUCGAAACCGGAUAUUAUGAAAUUUUAGAGUCGAAUAAAAUUAGCAUAUUAAAUUUAAGCAAACUAUUGAAUGAAAACUGUGAUCUAGAAGCAGAAAUAUUUCACUUUGUAUUUGUAUCGGUUAUGAAGAAUAGUUACAUUGCCAGUGAGGUACAUCCUGAAGUUCACGACUUAAACAUAAUCUUCCAAAUGUACUACAAUUUAAUUGAAAUUGCGCAUUCACAGAUAAGAAAACAAAAUGACUCAUCGAUUACGAUCAUAUUAAACACACAAAAGUUCAAACAUAUGAUAAUUACUACUCAUGAGUUUCACAUGUUUUUAACUUUGUCUCCAGAAUCCAGAAUAGACAAAAUAAACUUAGACUCAAUAAUUAACAAUCUUAGGGAAAACACUAAGCAUUUUUUUGUUUAA